Molecule: messenger RNA, 531 nt
Organism: Paramecium tetraurelia
Lineage: Eukaryota; Ciliophora; Oligohymenophorea; Peniculida; Parameciidae
Exons: 2
Source: RefSeq, a predicted model, not a curated record
AUGGAAAAGAAUAAUAUAUAUGCAGAUUCAAUUAGCAAUUCAAUAGAAAUAUUUGUUUAAAAUAAACACCCAACAGAGGUAUUCUUUAAAUUUAUGAAUUUCUGUUAUGAGAAAUAUAGAAUUUCUAAUAGUUCUCAUAAACUCUCAUUUAAGAAUUUGAAUUAUUCAGACAUUAAAAGUAACAAGUAGAUAGACGAUUUUUUUAAACUCUGCUUAAUCUUUAUCUAAGUUCAAAAACAUUAUAAAAAUCAUUAAAAUGGAUAAAAAGUUAAUAGAGUUAUAUUUGAAAAUGUAUUCGAUGAAAAUAACGAAGAUUUUAUAGGUUUUAUAAAUAAUGUAAAUUAAACUUUAUAAAAUGUAUAGAAAGCACAAUGCUAUCAAGAUUUUAGUAUGACUUAUUAUUAGUCAUCGGAUGAUGAAAUAAGUGAUGAAAAUCUUGAUUAAGAAAUAUCAUAGGAAUUUGAAAUUAUAGAUUAUGAGGAUUUGAUUAAAUAUCAAUUUACAGAAAAAUGGCCACAAAAGAAAAUAUGA